Molecule: messenger RNA, 1064 nt
Organism: Dichomitus squalens LYAD-421 SS1
Lineage: Eukaryota; Fungi; Basidiomycota; Agaricomycetes; Polyporales; Polyporaceae
Exons: 6
Coding region: 91-1059 (322 amino acids)
Biological process (GO): protein import into peroxisome matrix
Cellular component (GO): peroxisomal membrane
Molecular function (GO): zinc ion binding
Source: RefSeq, a predicted model, not a curated record
CGCUCUCUUCCGGACGCCGAUCACUCUCCCCCACACUGCGGGCGACACGCCCCGAAGCCCCUCAUCAUCUACCGGUAACAUCCUGUCGCAAUGUCUGGGAAUCCUCCGACGUUUCCUCAUGCUCAGCAGGCCCAAAUCAUUCGCUCGAAUCAGCGGGACUUAUUCCAGGUGUUUGCCUUAAGGGAGCAGGCAGAGAACGUUCUCCGUUCAUGGCUAGGGACGAGGUGGCUCACGCGCUGGGACAAGGAGAUCGACUUCGCUGCAAACGCACUUUACUAUGGUCUGACUAUCGGGCUUGGCUCGCAGACGUUGGGGGAGGAGUAUACCGAUAUCUGGCUACAUUCCUCCCACGAACGACGUCGACUUUCACCCCGUCUAAGAGCUGCGCUUAUCCUACUCCCUACACUUCCUUCGUAUUUGCUGUCAAGAUGGGGCUCUUCACUCUCACAAACUUCAUUGGUUGGCGCAACUCUCCGCAAGGUCCCGACCGUGAUGGAAGUGCUUUCAGAGAUCAACCUGGCAAUAUUCUACCUGCGAGGAACAUAUUAUAGCAUCGUGAAACGUCUUCUUGGCAUCAAAUACAUCUCUACAGUCCCGGAGAAUCCUAAUGCCCGACCACCGUCAUACGCUCUCCUUGGGAUAUUACUCGGUGUGCGGCUCCUGCACCGAGCAUUGAGUUAUCUCCGUUCGCGUUCCCCGAAGGCCGAGUUAGGAGACGAGAAGGGCAAGCGGAUAGUCGACGGCGAUGAUGACAUCUUCAUUGACGACCGCCGAGUCGCCAACAUGCUUGAGGCUGCCGCACAUCUAGAGGACGCGCCACCGCUGCCUGCAGAAGAAGACGAGCGAACAAUAUUGGACGUUUCGAAGAUACCACCAGACGUGCGUGCGGGGAGGAAUUGUACGCUGUGCCUGGAGGAGCGGACAGCGAGUUGCGCUACGGAUUGCGGACAUUUAUUCUGCUGGAACUGCAUCGUAGGGUGGGGUCGGGAGAAGGCCGAGUGCCCUCUCUGUCGACAGUCUUUGAACCUCACCUCUCUCUUGCCUGUGUACAAUCUAUGAUAAUC